AUGUUGGACUCUGUAUCAACUUAAUUGAAAACUGAAUCAGAUUCUGUAAAGGACAAUCCUCCAAGCAAGUUUAAGCAAAACUUCAUGCAAACUAAUUAAAGAUUAUUAAAUACUAAAAAAUUAACAUACUCCAACAAAAAAAUAGUGAUUUCCAAUCAGAAAGAUGCUUGGAAAUAAAUGUUUGGCAAUUUCUUACACGAUAUUAAUCUUAAAUAGAAGAAGGAUCAUACCUCUAAAGAAGCCAAAGAGGUAUUUUGGCUUAUCUUAGGUUUAGCAUCUUUAAGAUCCUCUUGUGAACGAAGUGCCAAUAUUCCUCCCAUGUUCAAAUAAGCAGUUUAAACUCUAGUUCUAUAAGUAUUUAGAAGGGGAACAAUCGAUUAAUGAAUUAUUGAAGGCCAUAAGAUUCCCUCGCUUGGAAGCAGUAAGUAAUAUUUUUAUUUGUUAGAUAUCAUUGGAUGAUUAAAAAAGGUAAAGAAGAAAACUAUCCAUUGUUUAAAAAAUUAAGAAAAUGAAAGCCAAUGACUUGGCUAAAACAAUUGAUAAGACUCCAUAAUUAGAAGUUGUAAGUUCAACAAAACAAAUGAGAGCCUAACAAUUGAGAUUGGUUGAUCAGCGAAGAUUUACAGAGGCUGGGAAAUUGAUGGAAUUAUAUCAAAUUAAAAUUAAUAAGAAGGUCCAAGUUUUAAGGGAUUUUAUUUAGUAAAGAGUAUUAUUAUUUAAUAUUACAGAUCAAAUUGAGACAAUAAUUAAAUAAAGAAUAAAGGGAAGAGGAAAUCAGAAAUAUUCAUUUCAUUAAGACAUUCUUUGAUAUCACUAACGAUUACAAUUAACAUAUCUUGGAUCAAUAAGAAGAAUUGCAGGAUGAUGCUUAAUAUUAUAAAAAAUUAGUACCAUGUCAAAAGAAAUUAAAGUAAUUGUUGGUCAAUUAUGAUAAUGUACAACCAAUCAUAAGACAUUAAGAAAAGCAUUUUGAUAGAUUUGAUUAUCCUUCUUUAGGCAUGUUAAAAAAUUAAAUGAAUUAAUACUCCAAAGAUUAUUUAGUUGAACUUGAAUAGUAGAAAUAAAUUCAAUUUAAAACUGCAUUAAAUUAAGUUCGCAAACUAUUAGAAUAGUAGAAUAUUAAAUUUUAAUCAGAAUUGAGAAAAUCUAAAAUUAAAAGUAAUCAAAAUUCAAAAUCCCAAUCUCCUCUAACUCUACAAAAUUAAGACACUUAAAAUCUUAUAAAUUCAUUAAAUGAUUGUCCACUUGAUGUUAUUGUAGCAAGUCCAAAAAGGAAUGUUAAUUAAUAUAAAUCCUACUCUUAAUUGAAAAGCUCAAUUGCAGAUCCAAUAAAGAGGAAGGAUUAUGUUAUUACAAAAAAACCUUUUUAUCUAUUUACUAAGCAAGCAGAUGGAGAUAAAAAUUCAAAAAAUACCAAGGGAUUAAUUACAAAUUUCGAUGUUAAAUUAUACGACUACAUUCACAAUAGAAAUAUUUACACAUUAAACAAACAGUAUAAAAUUUAUUGAUUCUAGAGUUUAAGAAAACACUCAAAAAUUUCACACUUUAAUAGAAAGUUAAUAGGAGCAAUAGUUAAAUGAGCAACUUGAUACUUAACUUAAUCAAUUAAGAAAAAAAAGACUAAAAUUACGUUAGCAUGGUUCAUUAGAGGCUUAGAGAAGAAUAAAAACUGAAAAAUAACAGGAUGAAAUAUCGGAUGAUCAAUCAUUAUAAUCAAUUUAUGAAGUCAAUCUGGAUGUGUAUUAUGAUCAAUCAAAUUAAUUGAGUAAGAAACUAAGAGAAAAGGACGAUAUUGGAUUCGCAAAAAGGAUCAAGUAGCUAAUUAGGUUAGAGGAGGUCAAUACGUAUUAAUUGCUUGUUUAUGUCUUUAGAUAAUGCUUAAGAACAAAUAUAUAAAAGUUGAAUAAGUCCUAAGGUUCUCUUAACAAAUGA
This is a messenger RNA of Paramecium octaurelia, 1932 nucleotides long. Lineage: Eukaryota; Ciliophora; Oligohymenophorea; Peniculida; Parameciidae. The record is from the annotation of a GenBank genome assembly.